This is a messenger RNA of Eimeria necatrix, 2967 nucleotides long. RefSeq lists its product as hypothetical. The record is from RefSeq and is a predicted model, not a curated record. Bases 1 to 2967 code for a protein of 988 amino acids. Gene Ontology annotation, cellular component: trans-Golgi network. Lineage: Eukaryota; Apicomplexa; Conoidasida; Eucoccidiorida; Eimeriidae. The transcript has 3 exons.
AUGGCCAGCGGGGCCCCCGACUCCUCCCUUCGGGACGCCUGGAGGGUCCUCGUGGUGCUGCAGCCCUCUGCAGCGACCCCGCCCUCCUUCGCGGCUCUCUUUUGCCUGGCCCUUUGCCGCCGCUUCUCCUCGCUGCCGCUCUCCAGUUUGCUGCUGCGCCCCGGGGACCCCUGCGCCGCGCCCUUCCUCAGCAGCAGCAGCAGCAGCAGCAGCAGCAGCAGCAGCAGCAGCAGCAGCAGCAGCAGCGGCGGGGGGCCCCCCAGCGGCCACUUGACCUUCUCCUUCGUCACCCCACAGUACCCCAACAGCCCCUGGGCGGAUCUUCACUUCCACAAACAAGUCUUGGGGGCCCUCGCCCUCCACAUCCCCUGGGGUGUACGUACACCCCAAACAGCUGCACAUACACCCCAAGCAGCUGCACAGACACCCCAGCCAGGUGUACAUACACCCCAAGUAGCUGCACAGACACCCCAGCCAGGUGUACAGACACCCCAGCGAGGUGUACAGACACCGCAGGGAGCUGCAGAUACACCCCAAGGAGCUGCGGAGACACCUGAGGAGGAGGCGAGAAAAGUUGCUGCUGCUUUUUCGCGCGCCAUUUCGCAGCAGUACCCCACAGUCCUCGUUAAAAGGGCCUUUUGCGUGCUGCCAGCAGCAGCAGCAGCAGCAGCAGCAGCAGCAGAGCCAGCAGCAGCAGCAGGGCCGGCGGAGCCUGCAGCAGCAGCAGACGCAGCAGCAGAGCCAGCAGCAGCAGCAGCAGCAGCAGCAGCAGCAGAGGGCGAGGAAGCAGUCUUUCUGUCCUCCGAUUUAUGGAGCCUGUUGGCUUCCUCAGCUGGGGGGCCCCCCGGGGGCCCCCCGGGGCCCCUGGGGGUGCCUCUGGGGGCCCCCGGGGGCCCCCGGGAUGCCAUUUUGGCGGAGAUUGAAAAGGCCCUGGAGGGCCCCAUGAGGGCCUUUGGGGCCCUUCUGCUGCAGCAGCUGGGGGCCCUCGUGCUGCAGCCAGUGGAGAAGUGGGGGCUGCUGCUGACUCCUUUGGACGGGGCCCCCUUGCCUCCAGCAGAGCCGGGCUCUGCAGCAGCAGCAGCAGCAGCAGCAGCAGCAGCAGCAGGCGGGGGGCCCCUGCCCCCAGGGGUGGGGCCCCUCGCGGGGGCCCCCAGCAUCCCAGGGGUACCCUCUGGUGCUGCUGCUUUGCUGCGGCUGCUGCCUUCGCGGCUGCAGAAGCGAAAGGCCGAUUUGCUGCUGCUGGGGGGGGCCCCCGCAGCAGCAGCACAGCUGUACCUUGCUGCAGCAGAAGCAGCAAGGGCCCACGGAGACACAAUCUGGCAAGCAGCAGCAGUUGAGGGCCAAGCUGCUGCAGUUUAUGCCCACCUGCAGCCGCUGCUGGGGGCCCCCCUGGGUUCGGGGGGCCCCCCGCAGCUGCUGGGGGCCCCUGGCGGCCUGCGGGGGGAGUCGGCGGAAGCAGCAGCAGCAGCUCCCGCUGCAGCAGCAGCAGCAGCCGCCGUCGCGCCUGCAGCAGCAGCAGCGGGAGCAGCAGCAGCAGCGGGGGCAGCAGCAGGAGACGGCGGCGAGAAGGAGGGCCCGCUGCAGCGCAGCAACUCCCUGCCUGCUGCUGCUGCUGCUGCUGCUGCUGCUGCUGCUGCUGCUGAGCAGGGGCCCCCAAACAAAGUGCUGCUGAACCCUUUUCCCCCCAGCAUUGAGGCCAUUCUGCAGCAGUACCAGCAGCGGCGCUCGGGGGGGCCCCCCUCGGGGGCCCCCCCUGGGGGCCCCCCGGGGGGCCCCCCCAGCGGGGAAGCAGCAGCGGGCAGGGGUUUGCCGCUGCUGCAGCCGCUGGGGGCCGGGGGGGGCCCCUUUGGGGGCCCCUUUGGGGGCCCCUUUGGGGGGCCCCUGCGAGGCCACGGCAGCGAGAAGGAGACAGAGAGAAGGGCCCUGGCUGAGCAAGUAGAGGCCGCGCUGAGCUGCGUGCAGCGGAAGCUGCGGGAGGCAGCGCACAGCUACCAGGGCCACCCCGGGGCCUUCAGCUUGCAUGCGUUUUGUCUUUGUCUUUUGUCGCGUUUGCUGUUCGAAGCUGGCUGGCAGCUGGAGGCGCUGCAGUGUGCUGCAGCAGCAGCAGAAAAGGCCAAAAGGCUGCCGCUGCUGGCCUUCGUGGGGCUGCUGGGGGCCCUGGGGGCCCUUUGCUGCUGCCAGGGGGCCCCCCGCAAAGGCAGCUUUUUGCUGCACAGGGUUUGCUUGGCUUUGAUGGAGGCCCGCUGCUUCCGGGGGGCCCACCAUGCUGCUGCUCUUGCUGCUGCUGCUUACCACUUGGGGGCUUUGCGGCUGGCCCCUGCGGACUUGCUGCACCCCGCGGCCCGCCCGCAGCAGCAGCAGCAGCAGCAGCAGCAGCAGCAGCAGCACAGACGCGCCGCCCGGGACCUCCCGGGCUUCGCCCGGGCCCACACCCCCGCCGGCUUCGGGGGGGCCCCCGGGGGCCCCCCGCUCGCCAGCGAGACCCCCUACUGCCCCCUGUACUUCCGAAAAUCCCUGCUGCAGCACUGCAGCAGCAGCAGCAGCAGCAGCAGCAGCAAGGCGGGGGGCCCCUUCGCCACGGCCCUCUGGCAGCUCGUCUGCGACCUCCAGGCGCAGGGGGCCCCCGGAGACCCCCUGGGCAGCUGCGGGGCAGUACCCUGGGGGCCCCAGUUCUGGGGCCUCAGCAGCAGCAGCAGCAGCAGCAGCAGCAGCAGCAGCGGGCUGAGCGCGUUCCUGCAGCAGCAGCAGCAGCGGCUGCAGUUCUACAGCAACAGCUGCCGCGUGGCCUGGCCCGCGCUGCAGUCCCGAGUGCUGCAUGUCUUGAAGGCCUCAGCAGAGCAGCAAGGAGACAGCAGCAGCUUGGCUUGGUAUUCUUUUGCUGCUUUGCUGCUGCUGCACCCCGUCAUGGACCCCAAGGCCCAGGCCGCAGCAGUCAUGGUUCUCCAGGCUUUAGGGUUUGGGGUUUAG